AACCUGAUAGCACCUCAGUUGCUUCGCGGGAAGUUGGUGGACAGGGUCAUGCCGUCGCCAGGAAGACUUGUACAACUUGUCCUAGGCUCCUUUUGUGCCGUGAAUGGAAUUUUGGAUUUUUAUAUGGAUAGCGGAGCAGAAAGACUGCGCUGGUCCCGCUGCCUGGCCAUCUACCGUGUAGUACACAACUUUAUGGUCUUCAGCCUGACGACGAAAUUCCUUCUGGAUUUCUGGGAAACGCACGCAGCGGAAAUCAAAAACUCCAAACUAAUGACAAUGAACUUUUUUACCUAUUUUACAUUGGUUUUCCUGGCCAUAACCACCUCGAUGGGGUGCUGCUACCAGUGGCAAAACAGGAUUUUUAUGGUUAUCCAGAAGCUGAGGCAUCAAAAGGACCAGAGCAAGCGGUUGGGAUAUCGAGUGCCGAAGUGCAAAAAGUUCUUCGUGGACUGCUCAAUGUUUCUAGUCACCAUCCUAAUGUUCCUUCGUCUUGGCAUCCAUGUGACCAUGUGGCUGAUGAGCGUCCGGAUGGGCUUCAAUCACCCCUGCAACUGCUUCUUUCCCGAGUGCAUGAUCUUUGCCAUGAAUUACCUGGUGUUUGCCAUCCUAGCUGAGAUAACCCAAUGCUGGUGGCGAUUGCAGUCUGGACUAGAGAUGCUACUCGUGGAUCCAAGACCAACAACUGUGGACUACCAAUUGUGUCAGAUUCAACGGCUGCACACCAUGUUUCAGUGCCUCAUCGAUGUAACCUCGGAAGUGUGCUCUAUAUUCAAGUUCGUCCUCCUGAGCUACACGGCUCGCAAUCUUUGGAGUGGCAUUGUGGCUGGAUACAUGGUAGUACGCGUGGUUCUCGGAAAAGGACAAGCCGACGUUGAGUUUAUGUACUUAAUACUGGCCUUUGUCACCUGCAUCCAACCACUGAUGUUCUCGUUUCUGUUGAACAGCAUGACCCACACAGCAGAUUCGCUACUCCAGGCAACCAGGUAUAUUUUAAGAACCCCUUACAAACGAAGCGAUCAGGUGGAUAGAAGUAUUGAAUGGUUAUCGCUGCAAUUGGCUAGGCAGCACAGUUAUAUCGCUGUCUUUGGUACUUUUCGCAUGAAUCGAUCCUUGCUUUUCAAUAGCCUAGCCAUCAUCCUGAUUCACGUGCUCUAUAUGGUGCAAUCUGAUUAUAUUUCAAUGACUAAGUAA
Messenger RNA from Drosophila takahashii, 1191 nucleotides. RefSeq names its product Gustatory receptor 85a (gene Gr85a). The record is from RefSeq and is a predicted model, not a curated record. NCBI's taxonomy places the organism in Eukaryota, Metazoa, Arthropoda, Insecta, Diptera, Drosophilidae. Gene Ontology annotation, cellular component: membrane. Gene Ontology annotation, biological process: sensory perception of taste.